Chelmon rostratus (copperband butterflyfish) is the source of this 5564-nucleotide messenger RNA. Its product is annotated as protein Shroom2-like. Lineage: Eukaryota; Metazoa; Chordata; Actinopteri; Chaetodontiformes; Chaetodontidae. Bases 250 to 4386 code for a protein of 1378 amino acids. Gene Ontology annotation, cellular component: apical plasma membrane; apical junction complex; adherens junction. The transcript has 10 exons. Gene Ontology annotation, molecular function: actin filament binding. Gene Ontology annotation, biological process: actin filament organization. The record is from RefSeq and is a predicted model, not a curated record.
AUCAGAAGGUGGAGAAUGGAUGGAUGACAACGUUAGUGCAGGAAAAACCGCUUCAGGCAAGGGAAGAAUGAUCCGGGCUCGCGGCCUCAUACGUGGCACUCUUCCAAGCUGACAGAAGAGGAGUCAGAGCCCGCCAAGAGAGAAGCCACCCCAGUACCAGUGUGGCAGCCAAAAUAUGAAGCAAGGUCCAAAGAGUUGUCCACGCAGCAGGACCAGGACAACCAGAAUCAACUAACCAGCCAGUUCAACAUGGAGAGACUGGAGCGUCCCUCUCAUCCUUACCCUCCUGGUCGUCUUUCACCAACUAAAUACACCGCCAGUGCCGAGCCGCUCUGUGGACCAGGGGCCAAAAGGGACUCCGGGCUGAGUUGUUUCUCUAGCAGUUCCAGUCCUCCUGUUCGUGACUCCAGCACAUGUGGUAGGAAGGGCACCAGCACUGAAAACAUUUUCUUCAAGGGCCUUCAGAACGAAGGGCCUCAGCAGGCUGAGCGGCCCAGGUACCCGCAGCCGACACUGGGGAAUGGAGGCUGGGAGGGUCUACGGGCAGAAGAGCAGCCUUCCUGCAGAGUGUCCAUUGCAGGGAGACCCAUUGGUCCAGUGUGGCAGGUACCAGAGAAAAAGAAGUCCCAGUCUCCUCCUCCACCACCUCCUCCCCUGCGCAGUGACAGCUUUGCAGCCACAAAGGUGUUCCCUUACUCUGAAGGGCCUAGUGGUCCAACAAAAAGCAAAGGCAGGUCCAUUGAAAAGCUGACAGAACAUAAUGAUCAGAAUGGCUUCAGGUCUCAACAGGAGAAAACCUCAGAGGCCAGACAUAACAUCAACCCCCUGCCCACUAAAGACUUCCUCCAUCCCAACAUGGCAGCUGACCACAACCACAACCAGUUGCAACCCAACAAACUUUUCUCCCUGUCCAGCAAUGACGUCAGACAGUCUCAUUACACCCAACGACCUGCCCACCAGAGGCAGUACAGUGACGAAAGCCCCCUCUAUCUGCAGACCAGGUCAGCUCCUUCCACCAAGAUUCAGAGUGUGGGAAGUUACUAUCGCAGCCUCCAGGAUCUGCCCACAAACACCUUUGGCCGCAAACAGGUCCGCCACUCCACAGCAUCCAUGGCAAGUUCUGCUGCAAACCUAAACCUGGAGAAUGGGGGGUACAACCGAUUCUACAGCCUGGCGACCAAGCAUUCCAUUCAGACUGCUGAGCUUCUGGCCAGGCAAGGCAAAGCAGAGGCUCGGAGGGGGGAAACAGAGAAACUCCAAUGGGUAAACAGCAAUGAACCAGGCUUUCCAAGUUCCUUGAAGACAAACAUGAAGGCAAAGUACUCCCUACCUCCAUUCCAGAUGCCUUGCAGUGAAAAUAAGGAGCGCGAUGGCCAUUCCCAUCUGGGGAAUGGUCUGCAUUAUGACCACCAAACCGCUGAACUUUCUGUUCGGAGCCACAGCCCAGAGGAUGCUGCAAAGAGAGGUGAAGGACACUCUAAUGACAUGAAAAGACACUUCCCAGCACAUCAAAGUAAUGAUCAUAAGGUCAGUCUUUCUAGGCACCAAGACCCAUGGGUACCCCAAGAAGAUCACAGAAUAUGCCCCCUGAAAACCCCACUUCUCCACUCCCUAGCCCAGGAGAGUAGGACUCUGGCUGAGAGGCAACCAGCAGCUAUGACCACAGGUGUCAUGUCCACCCAGGACGCCAGUGACAUCAUGGCGGCCAGCAGUGGAAAAUCAAAUCGACGCAGCGACCGUUAUGCCACCACCCUCCGCAAUGAGAUCCAGCAGAAGCGGGCCCAGUUGCAAAAGAGCCGCAGUGCUGCAACCCUGACAUGCGAUGCAGAGGAUGAGGAGGCAGAGGAGUGGAGAUCCACAAAGACUUCUGCGUCUUCUGGCGUCUCCUUCUCUAACACCUACAAGGACCACCUGAAAGAGGCACAGGCCAGGGUCCUCCAAGCUACCUCCUUCCAAAGACGAGACCUUGAGCCUCUUUGGCCAGAGGCACCGGUAGUUAAAACCUCCAAUGGACGCAUUAGAGGACGUAAGCGCUUCCCCCUGGCCAAGAGGACGCACUCCUUCUCAGAGCCUGAUAAGAUAGACAAGGUGGGAGUGGAGGGAGAACCACAAACAGGGUCUUUUGGAGAGCGGAGGAAGUUCUUUGAGGCCAAACCGGCAUUUUCCAGGCCUGUGCUGAAGUCCAGUCCGGCAGACCUUGGUGAGACAGGAAAACCCAAAGAGAGAACUCCCACUGGAGAGCCUGAGGAGGCUCACCCAUCCGCAGACCCCAACCACCUCAGCCCUGGACAUAAGCAGUUCUUUCUAGAGCAGCAGAGGCUUGGGACCUUCGCUGAGUACCAGGCCACAUGGAACAAUAAGAAGAAGUCAUCAGAGGCCAAAACGCAAGGGAGGUAUCACUCAGCGGAGAACAUCUUAGAUGCAGAUGCCGAGGAGAAGGCUGUGUGCGUCCAUGAGAGAUCCCGAUCUUCUCCCUCUGCAGACUUCUAUACACAGAACAUUCCUUCACCAUGGAGAGAGCCUCACAGCCAGCAGGGCAGUUACACUGCCAGGGGAAAAACUGAGAACAGGCUGCGAUACCAGCCCGACCACAGCCCACAGUCAGCCUCGUCAGUCCCCAGAAACGAGGGCCCGGUCCCAGGCCUCAGUGACCACAGGUCCAAACCAGACGCUGACAAUCCCUCCCACACCACACACUACUUGGGCCCUCGCAGCCUCAGCCCCAACGUUGGCUCCCAUCUUCCACAAGCCAAGAGCCUCCUGCCGCCGCCCAGGCCCCAUUUAGGCCCAGAAACCACAUCCUCCUCCCAGGAAUUCCUCGCUGGCGCCCAGGCGGACCCGGCAGAGCUCCAGCCUCUGUCCAGCUCUGACACCCAGCACCAUGCAACUGCCCAGAAGUCCUCCGCCGGCCCCGCCCCGGCCAGCUCGCCUCACCUCAGCGGGACGUCCGGAGCAGACACGAGCAGAGGAGAUGCAGAAAACGAGGAGGAACAACCGCAGCCACCUUCCUCUUCAUCCUCGUCCUCCUCCCGGACGGUGGCUUUGUCUCUUCCCGCCGAUCGGGUGCGGUCUCCCUCGCCACAGUUCGCACCACCGAGACUGACGGACAAACCGCCGGCCGUGUUCGUGCAGGAUGACUCACCGCUCAGGUCAGAGAGUGAUCUGAAGCUCCCUGCAGACAUGAACAGUCCGGUGAGGAAAGUCCCCGUGAGGAUCGUCCACGCUGAGAGCAGCUCGGAGCGAGAGGGCAGGGCCUACCUGCCUCAGAGCAGCGAGUCCUGCAGCGCCUUCGAGCUGCCGCCCCACGUCCCCUCCCUGAGCACCACACAGCGCCCGGCCUCGUCCCUGUUCAGCGCCUACGCCCGCCAGGCCCAUCAGGACCCGGCUCAGGCUCCGGUGUCAGUCCAGGAGUCAGCCCACGAGUCCAAUUCGGCGGGGACUCGGCACUCAGAAGAGGACGCCAAGAGGGAGGAGCUGGCCAGGGACAUCAUGGGUAAAGACAAGUCCCUGGUGGACAUCCUGGACCAGAGUGGCAGGAUGACCACCAUGGACCUGAUGGAAGGGCUCUUCCCCACGGAGGAGCAGAUCCUGGAGGGGGCUCUCCAGCGCAGGAGGGCCUCCUCCGGCUCCAGGCUGCCCACCUCAUCCCCCAGGAGCAUGGACAGGAGGGAGGAGGAGGACGUGUCUGUCUCUGCAGCAGCCUCCCUGGUCCCCAGCUCCUCCUAUUACAACACAUCUGCUCCCAAAGCCGAGCUCCUCAUCAAGAUGAAGGACAUGCAGGAGCAGCUGGAGGAGCAGGACUCUGAGGACGAGCUGGAUGUCGACCUUGCAAGUAAAAAGCAAGAGCUGAUCUCCAGCCUGGCGGGGAAGCUGGAGGUGCUGCGGGAGGCACGGCACAGCCUGCAGGAGGACGUGGAGGACAACGAGGCUCUGGGCCGCGAGGUGGAGGCCACCGUGCAGCGCCUCUGUCAGCCCAACCAGCUCGACAAGUUCCGCAUGUUCGUGGGCGACCUGGACAAGGUGGUGAGCCUGCUGCUGUCGCUGUCGGGGCGGCUCGCCCGGGUGGAGAACGCCCUCAACAGCCUGGAGGAAGAAGCCCCACCAGAGGAGAAGCGGACCCUGACAGAGAAGCGCAAGCUGCUGAUGCGGCAGCACGAGGACGCCAAGGAGCUGAAGGAGAACCUGGACCGCCGGGAGCACCUGGUUUCCGGCAUCAUGGAGGCCCACCUGGACGCAGAGAGCCUGGACGACUACCGCCACUUUGUGAAGAUGAAGUCGGCCCUCAUCAUCGAGCAGCGCAAACUAGAGGACAAGAUCAAGCUGGGCGAGGAGCAGCUGAAGUGCCUGGUGGACAGUCUGCCGAUGGAGCAGAGGCCGCUGUUCUGAUCCGGUCCUGCGGGAGAAGUACUGGAUCAAGACUCAGGAGGCCUGGAAGUUGGGGGAUUUCUGCAUUUGUGGCCGCUGCGUGUAGCAUUUUUAUAUUAAUGUCAUUGUUUGAGGCUCAGUUUUAUGCCAGUUUGUUCCUCAAAAUGAAUACUGCAUUUACGUGUGACCCCUUUUGAGCCUCAGUAGCUAAAUUAGGAAGUAAGAUCAGUCAAUUAGAAACGUAACUGAGCAAAAAACGACGGCUUCGUGGAGGCCCAGUUUUUUCCACGACGGCUAGUGAUUGAUGUUUAUUUCUUGCUUUUAGUCGACCAAAGUCAAGAUGUCUAUGCUGAUGUUUCAGAUAAAAAAAGUUAAACAUCUGUGCGUGGAGGCAUCAAACUAAACCAAUGCCAAUAUUCCAUUUCUGUAAAAACUGCUCAGAGCCACUUGCACAACAUAAAGCUGAAACUCAGGGUUGGAAAAUUAAUAAAUAACGUGUGUAUACACACACAAACCACACGUUGCUCUCGACCCUGAUGCAAACACACACAUUUGGUCCUGUCGCCAUCUGAUUCCAGUCCCCCUUCAUUAUUGAUGUCUCUGAAUUGUUGUAUUUCAGCUGCUCUCCGGCUGCAUGUGGCUGCAUCUGUCAUUCAAUAUCGUGUGUUUUAAGUUUUAAAGUAAUAUUUUCUAGUAAUUUAUUGUAGCCUUUUUUGAAAACCUCUGCAGAGAGCAGGGAAACGUAAUUUAUUUAUCUCCUCCUGUGUCACUUUUACACAAUAUCUCAUUUUUGAGUGAAACUCUUGAAUGUUUGCUAGAAUAAGAGAAAACUUCAUCCUCAUGAAGACGAUGCUGACUUCCAGCAGGACUUUUUCUAUAUGAUAACACACAGCGAAUGUGUCCUGGAUUGCUUUGUUGCCUGUAAUCUCACAGGUUUUCGUUCACACGUGGUGCUUUUAGCUGAAGCUCCCAUUGAAAAUCUCAUCACCUCCGGACUCCGGACUGACCUCUCAGAGGAAAACAGUUUCUGAGGAGGUUAAUCUAAAAGUGAGCACUUUACUCUUUGCUUUGGCCCACUCACGGGACUCUCUGCAUAUAUAUUUAUUUGAAGACGUGCCUACUGUAGCCUCCCACCACUGUGAACUUCAUGGACUGACAUGGGCGUGCCCCUGGGUACUGUUUCCAGCCCACACACACUU